AUCAAUAUUCAGUUAGAGGUCUCACGUGAGGUUCAAAUCUGAGUCACCCACUUCGUGACUCAGGACUUGUACCCAGCUAGUCUGGUGCUGUCGGAAGGGGACGAAACCAGGUCCCGCGACCACCCUCGCAGCGCCGCCCUCGCUGGCAUCCAGCGACGCGCGCAGCGCCUGGCCGAGCUGGCCACACCCGAGGCCCGUAGUUGGUGCCGCGCGUCCGGGAGGCCCAUAGCAGAGGAGCUGUCGAAAGGACAAACUGUUCCCCGUGGGCUCGGGGAUCGCUCCCAGAGGCAGGCGCACGCGCACAUUGCGGUGUCUCUUAGCCGUGAGGGGGCGAGACCUUCCGCCUGCGGCUGAUGCUGGGUGCUGAUUGGGCCGCGCCGAGGUGAUGAGUCCAGAGAAGCAAUGAACGAUCUGAAGACGAGGUCUAUCCAAUAAGAGCGAGGAGAGGGCGGGCCUUGACUGUCGCGACACAGAGUUACGGGUGCCGGGCGGCGCGGCGGGUAGAAUGUGUCUUCUGCUGGGCGCCUCUGGUGUGGGGAAGACGCUGCUGGUGAAACGCUUGCAGAAGCUGUGCUCCCAGGAUGGCAAGGGCGACCUGGGGGACCCUCCCCCUACGCGGCACACGGUGGGCACCAACCUUACUGACAUCAUGGCUCCAAGAAAGAUAACCAUUCGGGAGCUCGGAGGGUGCAUGGGCCCCAUCUGGUCUAGUUACUAUGGAAACUGCCAUUCGCUUCUGUUCAUGAUGGAUGUCUCUAACCCCACCCAGCUCUCUGCAUCCUGCGUGCAGCUCUUGGGUGUCCUUUCUGCAGAACAACUUGCAAAAGUGUCAGUCCUGAUUCUCUUCAAUAAGAUUGACCUACCCUGUUACAUGACCACGGAGGAGAUUCAGUCAUUACUCAGGCUUCCAGACAUCAUUGCUUGUGCCAAGCAGAAAAUCACUGUAGCGGAAAUCAGCGCCCGGGAAGGCACUGGCUUGGCCAGGGUACUGCACUGGCUCCAAGACCAGCAUAGAACCAGGUGCUGACAAGUGGAGAAAUGUAGCUGGCUCAGCGGUGGCCAGGAGGCAGAGGAUGGCACUGCGUGGCUCCUGAUGGUUUGUUCUGAUUGGGGCACAAGAGCCCAACAUAGCUCUAGAUGAUAGGUUUCCUUGCUGAGCUGCAUCAGAGGGUAAACUGAGAUACCCAGAACACAGAAACUGCUGCUGCCUGGCCUCUGAAAGAAGGACUAUUCCCGGGGCAGGGAGAGGAUAGACCUGCGGGUGGCUGGGUGUCCUGUUGUCAUCCUGCGAUGGAGCUACUGGGACUCCUUCCAGGAAAUACUUUCUUGGAUGUGCUGCACAAAUCAUGUCACCCCAAAGUUAUAGACUGUCUCAAUCCCCGUCCCAUUGGUACUACAGGGACAGCAAGGUGUGAUCACAGCUAAUACUAUAUGAUGAAAGACAAGUUAACAAAA
Messenger RNA from Fukomys damarensis (Damara mole-rat), 1455 nucleotides. RefSeq names its product ADP ribosylation factor like GTPase 16 (gene Arl16). The record is from RefSeq and is a predicted model, not a curated record. Gene Ontology annotation, molecular function: GTP binding; GTPase activity. NCBI's taxonomy places the organism in Eukaryota, Metazoa, Chordata, Mammalia, Rodentia, Bathyergidae. The transcript is spliced from 6 exons. Bases 506 to 1027 code for a protein of 173 amino acids.